This is a messenger RNA of Psylliodes chrysocephalus, 1463 nucleotides long. The record is from the annotation of a GenBank genome assembly. NCBI's taxonomy places the organism in Eukaryota, Metazoa, Arthropoda, Insecta, Coleoptera, Chrysomelidae.
AAGGAAAAGACCUAAUAUGUCUCUGAUUACAUAGAGUAAGUGUUCUGUGUAUUACAUUUCUUCAGAGUGCUCUGGCAACACUGCUUCGAACUUCUGUAGAAUAACAUAACCAAAAAACAAUGGUAAAAAAAACUAAACAAAAAUAUUUAAUAUUGAUUAAUCAUGGCACCACAUGGUGAAUGUUGUGGAGGUGCAAACCAUCAUCAUGAAUCCGAUGAAACUGGUAUUAGUUAUAGUUUAUAUACUAAAAUAAACAAAGAAAAUUUAGAGUGUUUAAAUGAGGCAGGUGAAGGUUCUGGCAAAACAGUAUUCAAGCCAUGGGAAGAACGUCUAAAUUAUGAAGCAGUAAGUAAAGUCAGGUCAAAUUUUUUUGUUCAAAUAAUCUAGUUUAACCGCUUUUUCUACUAUACUUACAAUUUUUUAUUAGUCCCUCAUUUUUUCCAACACUUAGGUACUGUGAAUUUGUGUUUUAAUUGGUUGCUAGUUGCUACGUAUUAUUAUUAUUAUUAACGAGAUGCACCGUUGUUGUCUUCAUAAUGAAGAAGUUGGCAUUCAUUAUAGCUUAUUCAGUAAAAUAGAUAAGGAAAAACUAGAGUGUUUAAAUGAAUCUGUUGAACAUGCUGGAAAAAAAGUUUUUAAACCCUGGGAAGAUCGAUUAAGUUGUGUAUUUGUUGAAUCUGAUGCUGAUGAAGAACUCCUAUUCAAUAUCCCUUUUGUCGGCAAUGUCAAGUUAAAAGCAAUCAAAGUUAUUGGCGAGGAUUCUGAUACUCAUCCUUCUAAAAUGAGACUGUUUAAAAAUCGUCCGUCUAUGACUUUUGAUGAUAGUAGUGUCAAAGCAGAUCAAGAAUUUGAAUUAGUUAAAGAUACUUCUGGAUUUGCUGAAUACACUACAAAGGUCGUCACAUUUAACAGUGUCAAUCAUUUAACAUUGCAUUUUCCAACGAAUUUUGGGGCCGAAACUACUAAAAUAUAUUACAUAGGUCUUAAGGGAGAAUUUACUGAAGCUCAUCAUCAUGGCGUAACAAUAUGUACCUAUGAGUCUAGACCGAUGCCACAGGAUCACAAGAAUCCACUGACUGAAUUUUCUCAAGCACGUUUAGGACAAUAAAAACUAUAAACUAUUGCUUGUCUAAGAAUAUUUGGCUGUGAACUGUGAAGGUUAAAACGUUUUGAUAAAGAAUAAAAUUUCAAUUGCUUUCUUACAUUUAUGUUCAAAAAUUAAAUACAAAAAUUUCCUACUUUGUUUAUGUUUGACACCUUUAGUGAUCAUGUCGACUCCUUUUUUUUAUUUAUUUCAACUUUCGGUAUCUGGACAUUUUACACGUAAAGUUUUUAAGGUUAUAUAACACUGCAAGCUUACGAAUACUUAGGCUGGCCUAUUAUUUAUUUAUUUAUAACCAUACAGACAAAGGCCUUAUUACAUGGUAAAAAAAUAAUACAUAACUUUAUGGUGUCAAUGUUGG